Molecule: messenger RNA, 1743 nt
Organism: Aplysia californica (California sea hare)
Lineage: Eukaryota; Metazoa; Mollusca; Gastropoda; Aplysiida; Aplysiidae
Product: retinol dehydrogenase 16
Exons: 3
Coding region: 1285-1743 (152 amino acids)
Source: RefSeq, a predicted model, not a curated record
GAGCAGGGGUGCUAGCUGGUAGGUCACUUAUCAGUGAACCUCUAUAAUAUAUUUUUGGUUGCCUUCAAAUCGACAAAAAGCCGUUCGAAUGUCGAAAAUAAAAACAAUAUUAGUUAAUAUUUACUUGAAACUUGAGUGGAAAUUAUUAGCAGAAGUAAAUCUCUUGUGCACUGUUCAGCCGAUAAAAAGUGACCAGCUCUGGGGACUUGCCCAGUCAAUGAAUCGUCCCUGGACCUUUGUUUAUACUAUGUGUAGUAGUAAGAUGCUAAUGGGAUUGCUCAACAAAAUUAACAAUACUAUGGUAUUUUUUGUUUUGUUUUCAUUUUAACUAAAAUUGCUAGAAAAUGCAAGUUUUAAUUGUAACUAACCAUAACCAGAGGUUAGACAGGAUUAUUCGGGCAUAUAGUCAUAGAGACGGUUGCAUUUGGUCAGUAAAAACAGUCACCAUGCCUACCUGCAACCAGCCUUGGGUGAUUCCGCCAUGCCCUUAAUGCAACUACCGACAUUCCUCUGUCUUAUGUACUGCAAAUGCCUAUCUCAUUGUUCAAAUAAUCAAUGACUCAUCAUAAAAAACCCAACAGAUUGAAAACUGAAAAGAUUCUUUUCUUUUAUUAAAAAUCUCUACUUGAACAACUUAUCUAAAGAUCUCACAAAGCUUUUCAACAGACAUUUUAAAAACGUUUUGGUCAGCUUCAAUAAAAGAGGAAAUAAAAAAGAAAGUAGAUUUAAUCAUGUGAGUCAACAGACAAGCCAAGAGAAGGUGCUCUGUUAAUUUUUUCCACUCUGCUUUUUUUUUUUUUAGAACAAAAGGAACGUGGUUGCACGUAGGUCUGGUUACACGCAGGUCUGGUUACACGCAGGUGUGGUUACACGCAGGUCUGGUUACCCUGACUUAAAAAGCAGGGCGGGGAAUGUGAAAGAAGGCGACACAGCCCUAGAUGUCUAUCAAUAGCCAGUGUCACUCUGUGAUAAAACUGUAUGACUAAAGGAUAGGCCACGUGGUCGCCUUUUAAAAAUGUCUUGUCAUUCUCAGUGACCAGCUUUUCAACUCGAAAUUACAAUAAUUUUGGCUUUACAUUUUGUAAUUUUUAUGCGCCGUGUGCCGUAGCAGGGUGCAGUGAGGUGUGCCACAACAUAAUUAUCGCUGAGUGGAGAUUGUACUUCUUCAACCAACAGUAUUAUACAACCUGGACUAACCGCUUAUCGCACUUCUUGCCGUGGUGCGUUCAGGUUUCAGGAGCAAAGACCAAGAUAGACUUCCACAGUCUUCCACCUUCAUCAGCCAUGCCUGUAGCAUCAAAAACAAUCUUGGUGACCGGAGCGUCAAGAGGACUGGGACUGGAGUUUGUGAGACAAAUUCUACAAUUGCCUGCAGCACCUGAAGUACUCAUUGCAGCCUGUCGUAAUCCAAGUUCUGCAAACGAUCUGCAGACUCUGGCGAAAGCAAAUCCGUCCCUGAAAGUGAUCAAAUUAGAUGUGGAAAAAGACGAAGACAUAAUUUCUGCUGCUCAGGAAACAAAGAACAUCGUUGGAGAUCGAGGACUGAACCUUUUGAUCAACAACGCAGGUAUCUUGGUGAGAACUGAAGGCUCUGAACUCAGAACCCAGUCUCGAGAGAAUAUGCAGCGACAUUUCGAUGUCAAUUGUUCGGCGGUAAGGUCAAACAGAGUUAUCUCCCUGCUUGUUGCCUCAACAGAUGUGUCUUGUUCUGUGUCAGGGGCCAGGGAGGUGGGAAUAGAGUAG